AUGAACCGCCUCUUCGGCGGCGCCCCGAAGGGCCCCAAGCCCACACUCAACAGCGCGAUCGCCAACCUCGACGAACGCGUCGCCUCCCUUGACGUCAAGCUGGCCUCGGUCAACGCCGAGCUGCAAACCUACCAGAACAAGCUCAGCAAGAUGCGCGACGGCCCAGGCAAGGCGGCCAUCAAGUCCAAGGCACUCAAGGUCCUCCAGCGGCGCAAGAUGAUCGAGUCGCAGCGCGACCAGCUGCAGAGCCAGAGCUGGAACAUGGAGCAGGCGCAGAGCAUGCAGGACAACCUCAAGAACACAAUGGCCACCGUUGAUGCCAUGAAGACGACAAACAAGGAGCUGAAGAAGCAGUACGGCAAGGUCGACAUUGACCAGAUUGAGAGGCUGCAGGACGAGAUGGCCGACCUCAUGGACGUGGGCAACGAUAUCCAGGAGAGUCUGGCGAGAAGCUACGACGUGCCCGAGGACGUCGACGAGGCCGAGCUGGAUGCUGAGCUUGAGGCUUUGGGGCUCGAGGCCGAGCUGGAGCCGGAGCUCGGCGCUGGCGCCGUGCCGAGUUUCAUGCAGGAGGAGUUGCCGGACUUUGUGGACGAGGAGCCCGCGGCAAAGGAGGCGAACAAGGUCAAGGAGGCGGCAGCUUGA
This is a messenger RNA of Verticillium nonalfalfae, 645 nucleotides long. RefSeq lists its product as uncharacterized. Gene Ontology annotation, cellular component: multivesicular body. Bases 1 to 645 code for a protein of 214 amino acids. The record is from RefSeq and is a predicted model, not a curated record. The transcript has a single exon. Gene Ontology annotation, biological process: late endosome to vacuole transport via multivesicular body sorting pathway; vesicle budding from membrane. NCBI's taxonomy places the organism in Eukaryota, Fungi, Ascomycota, Sordariomycetes, Glomerellales, Plectosphaerellaceae.